CAUAACCUACUUGAAAUGAUUAAAUAUUAACUAUGAAUAGUAUUCUUCUGUUACGUUCAUUAAAAACUAUUCAACUUUCUAAAACAUGUACAUCACUCAAGAAGUGUUUUAUUAAAAGGUUCACUCAGUAUUACAAUGUUGCGUGUCAUAAUUUUCAACGAAGUCAAAAAGUACACACAAGUGUUACCGAAGUGGAAACUUCUAAUGAAAUUGAAAGAAAAGCCAGUGAUUUAAAACAUUUCAGAGAUUUAUCAAAAAAUGGACCAUCACUUAAAGAUUUUUUAGCACCUAAAACUGAAAUUUCUACUGAUUAUUCUAUUGAUGUACCAAAUAUUCCUUAUAUAAAUGAUAUUAAUGGUUCUAAUCAAAAAGUCUACUUUGAAGUUUAUGGUUGUCAGAUGAAUGUAAAUGACACCGAAGUAGUAUGGUCUAUCCUAAAAUCUCAUGGUUACGAAAAAGUAGAUCGCAUAGAAAAAGCUAAUAUAAUUCUGCUUGUUACAUGUGCUAUUAGAGAUAAUGCAGAACAGAAAAUAUGGAACAAAUUAGAUAGUUUAAGGUAUUUAAAGAAAAGAAAAAAAAGGUCUUCUGUGAAAAUUGGGUUGUUAGGAUGUAUGGCAGAACGUUUAAAGAAUAAAAUAAUAGAAAGGGACAAAUUUGUUGAUGUGAUAGCUGGACCAGACAGUUAUAAGGAUUUGCCAAGACUAUUAUCUGUACCAGAUAAUGAAACUGCUAUUAAUGUUGUUUUGUCAUUUGAUGAGACAUAUGCAGAUAUUACACCAGUGAGAUUGAAUCCAAAUUCUACCAGUGCAUUUGUCUCAAUAAUGCGUGGUUGUGAUAAUAUGUGUACAUAUUGCAUUGUACCAUUUACAAGAGGAAGGGAAAGAUCGCGACCGAUUGAUAGUAUAGUCAAAGAAGUUCAAUUUUUGUCCGAUGAUGGUGUAAAAGAAAUAGUACUUCUUGGACAGAAUGUAAACAGUUACAGAGAUACGUCCCAAUCUGAAUUUUAUGUUAGUUAUAAUACGGGAACACAUCUAGCAAAAGGUUUCAAAACAGUUUAUAAGGAUAAAAAAGGGGGACGUCGAUUUUGUGAUUUGUUAGAUGAAGUUUCACGUAUCAAUCCAGAGAUAAGGAUUAGAUUUACAUCGCCGCAUCCCAAAGAUUUUCCAGACGAAGUUUUACAACUGAUAGCGGAGAGACCAAAUAUUUGUAAAGAAAUUCAUUUACCUGCACAAAGUGGUAAUUCCGUAGUUUUGGAAAGAAUGAGAAGAGGAUAUACACGAGAGUCGUAUAUAGAUUUGGUGCAUCGUAUACGCGAAAUUAUCCCAAAUAUUUAUCUUUCUAGCGAUUUUAUUACUGGAUUUUGUGGAGAAACAGAAGAAGAAUUUCAAGAUACAUUAUCAUUAAUGGAAUUAGUAAAAUAUAAUCGAGCUUUUCUUUUUAGUUACAGUAUGCGGGAGAAAACGACAGCACAUCGUCGUUACAAGGAUGACGUAGCACCGAGUGUGAAACAAAAUCGACUCGAAAGAAUGAUUUCAACGUAUAGAACCGAAGCAGAAAAAUUGAAUAAAUUACAGAUUGGACAAUUACAGCUUGUGCUUGUAGAUGAGCUCAGCAAGCGGUCAAAUGAAGGUUUUCAAGCAAAAAACGAUGGAAACACGCGAGUAGUAAUUUCUUCCAAGAUUAUACCUACUGAGAAAUAUUCAAACGAGAAAAGAUCAAUAAAAAUUGGUGAUUACGUUGUCGUAAAAAUUCAAGAUGCUAAUUCGCAUACAUUAACGGGUAUACCUUUGUAUCAUUCAUCGAUAGCAGAAUUUGCAUCUUCAUCGGCGUUGUAAAUAAAAGUAGAAUAUGACUUUCGGAAAUUUCAUUUGUUAUUUAA
Eufriesea mexicana is the source of this 1879-nucleotide messenger RNA. RefSeq names its product CDK5RAP1-like protein. Lineage: Eukaryota; Metazoa; Arthropoda; Insecta; Hymenoptera; Apidae. Gene Ontology annotation, biological process: tRNA modification; negative regulation of cyclin-dependent protein serine/threonine kinase activity. The coding region runs from base 33 to 1835 and encodes 600 amino acids. The record is from RefSeq and is a predicted model, not a curated record. Gene Ontology annotation, cellular component: cytosol; mitochondrion. Gene Ontology annotation, molecular function: tRNA-2-methylthio-N(6)-dimethylallyladenosine(37) synthase activity; 4 iron, 4 sulfur cluster binding. The transcript has 7 exons.